AAAUUACGGCCUCCUCUGUUCUGUUCUGCUCGUCCAGAACACACCGCACGCCCACUCGACUGCUCCGCCGCCGGAGCUCCGCCCUCCCUCCCGCCGGCGCCGCCCCCCUUGCAGUUCCUCCACCGCGCGUGCCCGCCCCGUCCUUCGCUCUCUUCCGCGUGGCCCCGUCCCGCCCUGCCUUCUCCUCGCCGCGCCGCCGUCCGCUCGACCCCAUCUCGCCCCGUCCGCGAAGGAGACGACCAGCAGCAGCGGCCCCAAUCGACGGAGGGACGGAGGGAGGGAGGAUCCUCUCAGGGCUUGAUUGAUGUGUGCUGCGAUCUACUAUUUGGUAGUAUGAACUCUAGCACGGGGAAUGGAUCUGGGAUGAUGGGCUUACCAGUCACAGACCACUGCCCUCACAGACCACUGCCCCGAAUUUUGAGGCAGUAAAACAACACUUUCAUGCAUUUGUUAUAACUCCAAACAGUCUGAACAACAAUUUCUGUGAACUACGAUAGAUGAGAAAGAUGGGGCAUCUUUACCGUAGAAGAGAAAAUAUGGAGCAUUUUAUCAGUUAGCCUUGUUCCAGUGCUGUCCAUUCCUGGUACGUUUUCUUCACCAAGAGGUCGUCGGAGCUUCUGCAGCAAGGUAAAACUGGAGGCCAGACUCAGUGGGGAUCCAUGGCGUGGAUCUGGAUGCUCUUGGUGGCUGGAGCCGUCCUCCUUUGGGCGGUUUCCCUUGGGCGGAUCCUCUCCUCCCCGACGCCCUACUCCCUGCCUCCAAGCCCUCGCUUCCUGCCCCCUCUUGGCGACAGGAGGAGCAGGAACGUGCUCCUGGUGCUCGCCCACCCUGAUGACGAGUCCAUGUUUUUCACUCCAACUAUUCUUUUCCUCAAGUCAAAAGGCCACAGCAUUCAUGUUUUGUGUAUGUCUCUGGGUAAUGCUGAUGGUCUUGGAGAUACUCGUAAACAAGAACUGUAUGAUGCAUGUGCAACUCUUAAGAUUCCAGCUGAGCAAGUUGCAGUCUUGGACCAUCAAAAGUUGCAGGAUGGGUUUCAUGAGAAAUGGGAUCAUGGACUAUUAGCCGAACUUACCAUGGAGCAGAUCCAGCUGUGGGAUAUCGACACAAUUGUGACGUUUGAUUCCUAUGGAGUAUCAGGCCAUCCGAAUCAUCGUGAUGUUCAUCAUGGCAUAUGCAAACUUCUUCAUGAGAAUCAGCGAGGAAAUAUUGAAGCAUGGGAACUUGUAAGCCUGAAUAUGUUUCGCAAAUACAGUGGUGCAGUUGACAUUUGGUUGUCAUCUUUGAUCUCCUCAAGUUCAAAGCAACUGAUGUAUUGCUUAGUUAACUGUAGCCCAUCCAGAACCUUUGAGGCAAUGGCUGCACACAGAAGUCAGUGGGUUUGGUUCAGAAGAUUGUUUGUUAGGCUCUCAAGUUACACAUACGUAAACAUGCUCCAGAAAAUUUAGCAUUUGAUGGUGAGAAGUACCGUCUUGUCGAUCUAGAUUGUAAAUGUGCCUUACGGCACACUUUACAAAAGCUUCCUAUGAUCAAGGACAGCAGUUACGGAUCAUAUCCUUUACUGCAUAAUGAGAGUUUAUUGUAUACAAUCUGUUCGUGUUAGUACAAUGAGACUGAAACUUUUAACCUCAAGUGAUAGUUCUUGCUAAAAGUCUUAUUCAGCAAGGGUA
Molecule: messenger RNA, 1667 nt
Organism: Aegilops tauschii subsp. strangulata
Lineage: Eukaryota; Viridiplantae; Streptophyta; Magnoliopsida; Poales; Poaceae
Product: probable N-acetylglucosaminyl-phosphatidylinositol de-N-acetylase
Cellular component (GO): endoplasmic reticulum
Molecular function (GO): N-acetylglucosaminylphosphatidylinositol deacetylase activity
Source: RefSeq, a predicted model, not a curated record